AGAGAGAGAGAGAGAGAGAGAGAGAGAGCGAGAGCGAGAGCGAGAGACGCGAUGUCGUGGCAAACAUACGUCGAUGACCACCUGAUGUGCGAGAUCGAGGGCCGCCACCUCACCGCCUCGGCGAUCGUCGGCCAGGACGGCAGCGUCUGGGCGCAGAGCGCGUCCUUUCCCCAGUUUAAGCCUGAGGAGGUCACCAAUAUCAUAAAUGAUUUCAAUGAACCUGGAACACUUGCCCCCAUUGGCUUAUUUCUUGGAUCGACAAAGUACAUGGUCAUUCAAGGAGAGCCUGGAGCUGUCAUCCGUGGAAAGAAGGGAUCUGGAGGCAUCACUGUGAAGAAGACAAACCAAGCAUUGAUUUUUGGCAUCUACGACGAGCCAAUGACUCCAGGACAGUGCAACAUGGUCGUGGAGAGGUUGGGUGAUUACCUCAUUGAUCAGGGCCUGUAGUUCAUCGAUUACCACAUGCAGCUCAUUUCCCCCCCUACAAAUGGAAACGUAAAACUUCUCUACUAAACGGUUUUGGAAAAUGACCAUAGGGUAAUAAUCUGGUGAAGGAGCAGGAAUAUCGAGUCCAUCUGAAGUUGUUGAUUUUUGAUCCCCCUUCCUUUUCUUGAUCAAAUGCCAGUCGAUGACUUGAAUUAUUGAAUGUAUGCUCUUCUUGGUUUCUUA
Musa acuminata subsp. malaccensis (wild Malaysian banana) is the source of this 669-nucleotide messenger RNA. RefSeq names its product profilin-1-like. Gene Ontology annotation, molecular function: actin monomer binding. The record is from RefSeq and is a predicted model, not a curated record. Gene Ontology annotation, cellular component: cell cortex. Lineage: Eukaryota; Viridiplantae; Streptophyta; Magnoliopsida; Zingiberales; Musaceae.